GUGGAAAUAUUUUGAAUGGUAACGACUUGCUGAAGACAAAGAAAGCAGAGUUGAUUGCCAAAUAAGUAUCAUGAAAAUUCCGUUUGGUUAACUGAUCACCUGCUACUCACACCAUAAUGGCCGACUCUACUCCAAAAACCAAUCAACAUGACCUCCAAUCUAAGCAAGCCCAACCAUCCCCACCCACAUUUACCACUCAUAAGAGUCAAGAGAACUCAGCGGGCCCUCACCAAAUCGAAAUUCUGAAUUCUGAUGCCAACUCGAAUCGAUGGCCAAGCGUCGGGCCGGUAUUGGACUCCAAAGGCGCAUCCUGUCAGUGGGCGCUGUCCACGGAUAAGUCAAAAUCUAGAUGGCUGUCUUCUUUGGGCAAAGGUCUCGCCGAAAUCUUAGGAUUGGCUAGAAAUAGUCAAAAGGAAGAUUGGAAACUAAAAGACUUUCCCACUGAUUAUCGGCUGUAUACAUACAUCAAAGGAACAAGGGAAGACCAAUAUCUGUUUGGCUCAGCCCAUGUAUACAAAUUCCGUACUGCCAAUGAAUUCCUGCCUCAUCUUCAGUGGCUUCUCUGGAAUCAAGCAGGAUAUUGUCUAUGCAAAUACUGCUCUGGUGCGAAAAACCAAUUCGAGGUUAACGCAGCUUUAGGUCUGCCCACCUCGGCGUCGAAAGGCAAACCUGACGGAAGUCAACCUGCGGACCGCGCCAAGCGCCCGAAACGAUCCCGCUCUCCCACUGCAAACAACCAAGUCAACUCCAACUACAAGUUUCAGGGCCCGUAUCUCAACGAAGAACUAAAUCGCGAUAUUUUAGAAAACCGCUCGAAUUUCCGGAAACACGAAUUGAUUUGGUGCCUGGUUACUGAUCUGAUGGUCGGUGCCAAUCCAGAGCUCAGUCGCAACAUUCAAGAACUCGGUAUCAAGUACUGGCCUGGCCUAUGCGAAGAACCAACCUUGUUCAAUGAAAGUAGAGCAUUCAUCUCGAUCCUGGAUGAUGAAAACGAUCGGACUGAAGAUUCAAGUAGAGCUCCAAACCAAUUGAAGCGGAAGCUCAACCAAAUCCAGAACUCACCCUGUGGACCAGCUUCAAACGAAUUUGAAAACCAACAAAGAUUCAAGUGGAACAUCCGCCUCCUUGGUCUCUCUGAUAUCGUCAUCCGCGAAGAGGGGCAAAUUUUACCAUGGUUGUUUAAAACAGCCGAUUUAAAGCAAAAGUUUAGCAUCAACAAGAAACAAGGAAUGAUGCUACCCCAGCACGUUCAGAAUAGACACACCAUACGGCCGACACUCGACAGCUUCACCAGCGUGGAUGAAACACUUGUCGCGUUUCAGCUAGCUAUACAGAUUGCGGCUAAUCUCGAAGAGUUUUGGGUUGCGCGCGAUCGAUACGAUUCUAUUCCAGACCCGGACACUGAUGACAAACCUGGUAGCUCACAUCGCAUCAGCCAACAUGGGACCGGUGCAGAUUCGCCCACAACGUGGUUUCAGGGGAUCUGGUGGGGAGCAGAGAAGAUAUGGCUAUAUGAUUUGGUACGCUUGAACGAUGUUAAGCUGGCCCCACAUUUGUCCUCGAAAACAAAAACUCCCAGCCAUGACCCUGAAAAUCCCCCAACGACAAGCAAGCCCACAGAAGAUUGCUGCUUUUUGAAAAUCGAAGGGAUCUAUCGAGAUGAACUAGGCAAAAAGCUUAUCGUGAUGGGAAAGAUGUUUGAUUUAGUCCCGGCACAAAAAGGCUCAACUGUCCCAUCCUCGUCAUCACCCCCCUUGAAUACAGAAAAACAACGAUGUAACCGAUCGAGAAAGUGGAUGCCGGAUCCACCAGCAGGAUUUAAAUUCAGGCAGCUCACCAAGUCGAAGGAAAUGAACUACUUUCACGUCGAAUGCAUUGCCGGCCGAUACUACUCACCCACGCGCAAAAAUCUGUCUGAUAAAUUGUCAGAGAUUUGCAGAAGAUUAACCCUCAAACUUUCUCAAGAAAAUGACCAAGUUACCAAUCAUCAAACCUUGGUUUCCCAAAACGCCAGUUUGUUCGGUCUGACUCCUGGUCAGAAAAAUUUCAUGAGAUGUCGGAAAUGGAAGCCAAAUAGAGCUGAUUCCUUGAUCGACGCCGAAGCGUUAGCUGAACAAGAGUUAAUUCUGGCUUAUGAGAAAUUCAAGUCAACUAGGCUAAACAGGAGCGUCAGUCAUACCGACGAGAAUCAGUACACCACGAACACUCAGACUACCACUAACAGCAAUCCGCACAAAACUAACGGCAAUGACUGCAGGCGUAAGAGUAAUCAACCUGACAAGAAUCGUAUAGUCGUCAUUGAGCUCGAUCCUUGAGCUUGAGGCAAGUCGUAAACUUGUCAGUGAAAUAAUCUUUAUCUGGGUUGAAUGCCUCGUUCUGUAACAUGCGCAACCACCAAUCGGCAUUGCUAAGCAAAAAAACAAAGCAGAAAGCAAGUGGAGCUUGUGAAUACCAGAACUUCAUUUCUUGAUGAUGAAGGGUGUGUGUGUAGUAAAGUUCUUGGGUUGUAAUUGUUCAUCUUAUCCUUCAAUCACGCCUUCAAUCACGCCCCUUUUAGUGGCUAUUUCAUACGAAUUGCAAAAUAACCUCACCAUUGGUUUUCACGAUAAUGAUAAUUUACGUACUUCCUAAGGUCUUUCAUCUUCAGUUGCUUUAAGAAGCAACACAUUUACAGCAAGGGAUGCAUAACAAUCCCAUCAUUGAGCUAUUGUC
Puccinia graminis f. sp. tritici CRL 75-36-700-3 is the source of this 2712-nucleotide messenger RNA. RefSeq lists its product as uncharacterized. The transcript has 7 exons. NCBI's taxonomy places the organism in Eukaryota, Fungi, Basidiomycota, Pucciniomycetes, Pucciniales, Pucciniaceae. The record is from RefSeq and is a predicted model, not a curated record. Gene Ontology annotation, biological process: silent mating-type cassette heterochromatin formation. Gene Ontology annotation, cellular component: rDNA heterochromatin; SHREC complex. The coding region runs from base 117 to 2315 and encodes 732 amino acids.